Messenger RNA from Eublepharis macularius, 8858 nucleotides. It is a transcript of the gene CEP104, whose product is annotated as centrosomal protein 104. Lineage: Eukaryota; Metazoa; Chordata; Lepidosauria; Squamata; Eublepharidae. The transcript is spliced from 22 exons. Gene Ontology annotation, cellular component: cilium. The record is from RefSeq and is a predicted model, not a curated record. Bases 104 to 2941 code for a protein of 945 amino acids.
CGACUGGCCGGCCCACCUGUGUGGGCCUCUGCCCUCCCCUUCGUAGGCAGGCCGCUGCCCCUCACCCCAGAAGGAAGGCCAAUGGGAGGCUCAAGAGGGCAGGAUGCCGCACAAGAUUGGUUUUAUCGUUAUAAGUUCAACAGGACAUGAGGAUGGCUUCAGCGCAAAAGAACUGAUGGUCCACGCGCCAACCGUCAAUGGAUGGAGGUCACCAAGGCUCUGCCAGUAUCCCCAAGAAAUCAUCCUUCAGAUGGUGGAGCGAUGCAGAAUUCGAAAACUGCAGCUGCUGGCUCACCAGUACAUGAUUUCCAGCAAAAUUGAGUUCUAUAUCAGCGAGAACCUACCUGAGUACUUCGCGCCAUACAAAUCGGAGAGGUUCAGAAGACUUGGUUACGUCUCUCUCUCGGAUAAUGAGAAGACGAGCUUCAAAGCCCGAGAACUGAAAUCCGUCUAUGUGGACGCAGUUGGCCAGUACCUUAAGUUGACUUUUCACAAAAACUAUGUCAAUAGGUACAACUUGUACAGCCAGGUGGCUCUAGUAGCAAUAAAUAUCAUUGGCGAAGCAGCAGACCAUGGCAGUGACUUCAGCCAUACUUCAAGAGAGAAACUGAUUGACCAUUACCUUGGGAACAACCUGGAUGACUCAGCUGUAGAAGGAACGUACAUGGGGAAGUCCGAUUCCAUUUCGCCGCUGGACGAUCUGGCUUUCGACAUGUACCAAGAUCCAGAGGUGGCACAGAUAAUCCGUAAGCUGGAUGAGAAAAAAUAUGAAGCUGUGCGGCACGAACAUUACGAUCACGCCAAGAAACUCAAGCAAGCCAUUGCAGACCUGCAAAAGGUCGGUGAGCGGCUGGGCCGCUAUGAGGUGGAGAAGCGCUGUGCUGUCGAAAGGGAGGACUACGAUCUCGCCAAGCAGAAAAAGCAACAGAUGGAGGAGUACCGCUUGAGAGUUUACCAGCAGCUGGAACUGCAUAAUCUCCUCGAUCCAGAUCUGAUGAUCCGAAGGCCUCCUGACUACCCCCUGGAGCCUCUGGCUUAUCCUGCCAACUCUCCUCAGCAAAAGAAGUCCGUGCUUUCUCCUCAGCGGGAUAAGACAGAAGCAGACCACCCAGAGCCUUUGCCUCCUGAAAAGCCACCGGAAGCUGUUUCUCCUGAGUCCCUGACUCAGCAGUCUUUCUCCUCUCCCAUAACCCAGGGACUCAUCUCGCCUGAGGCUUUUCCAAAGAUAAGCGUCGAGUUCCUACCUUAUGAUGAGAGGCCUCUUCCAGCCAUUCGUAAGCAGCAGGAGGAAGGAUACGCCUGCUUCGAACCUGAGAUGAAUGAGGAGGAUCCUGGUGACACACCAAGAAGCGGCAUCACCGGCGAGCCGGAGCCAUUGACAGAGAAAGCACUGAGGGAGGCCAGCCCAGCCAUUGAAGUGUUUGGGGAAGCCUUGGUUGCUGGGGCCUAUUCCAAAACAUGGUCCUACCGCGAAGACUCGUUGCUCGCCAUCUACAAGAAGAUGAUGGAGAUGCCCACCAGUACGCCAAAGGACGAUCUAAAGAACUUGCUCAGGGGUGCCAUCUUCCUCGUAGCAAGAGCCAUAAAAGACAUAGUCUCCUCAGUUUUUCAGACUUCCUUGAAGCUUUUGAAAAUGAUCAUCACCCAGUACAUUCCCAAGCAUAAACUCGGGAAGCAGGAGACGGCUCACUGUGUGGAGAGGUCCCUCCCCAAUCUCCUUUCCAGGACUGGGGACUCCUCUGCACGUCUUCGUGUUGCUGCUGCCAACUUCAUCCAGGAAAUGGCCCUCUGUAUUGAAGUGAAGCCUCUUCAGAUUAUCCCCGCUCAUUUGGUGCAGCCGUUGAAGUCCAAUUCCUCUACACAUCUGGCGAUGAGCCAAGUGGACUUAGUGGAACGCUUACUGAGAGAUCUCGGAACGGAUAACACCGGCUUUACUGUCGAUAAUGUCAUGAGGUUUGCAACAGCGACUUUGGAGCACCGGGUGUACGAAGUCCGAGAAACAGCCCUCCGGAUCAUCUUAGAUAUGUAUCGGAAGCACCAAGCCAUCGUCUUGGAUUACCUUCCUCCUGACGAUGCCAACACUCGCAAGAACGUUCUCUACAAGACACUCUUUGAUGGAUUUGCUAAAAUAGACGGCAGGCUCACAGAAGGUGAAGUAAAGGCCCAGAAAAAGAUGGCUAUUGAAGAAUCUGAGAAACAAAAGAAAGAUGAAAUCAAAGCUCUGCAAGGUCAGCUGACAGCACUGAAGGAGAUGCAAAACGACACCUCAAAGGAAAAAGAAAAUGAUUUACAGAAGUCCAAGAAUCAAGGAGAACUCACCAAAAAAGCCCCCUUGCCUGCAACAACAGAGAUCCCUGAUGAUCAUUCUUCAGUUGCAAAUUACCUUGACAACCUCUGUAUUUUCUGCGGUGAAAGAGACGAAUCGUUCACAGAGGAAGGUCUGGAUCUCCACUACUGGAAACACUGCCCCAUGUUAACAAGAUGCGAUCACUGCAAGCAGGUUGUAGAGAUUGCCAGCUUGACUGAGCACUUGAUCACCGAGUGUGACAAGAAGGACAACUUCGGCAAGUGUUCCCGCUGCAGCGAAGCCCUGCCUAAGGACGAGCUGCCCAGACACGUCAAGGGGAAAGCAUGCAACCCUGCCAAACCUGAGAAAGUGGCCAAUCACUGUCCAUUGUGCCAUGAAAAUUUCACUCCUGGAGAGGAGGCCUGGAAGGUGCAUCUGAUGGGCAAAGACGGCUGCCGCAUGAACCUGAGACGGGUGCCCUCCUUGAAUAAGAGCUUGCCAUCACAGUCAGUUGCCGGCAGGCCUGCGGGACCAGUGCUGAACAGUUCAGGGCCAGCUGGAACAAAGCUCCGCUCCCCUUUGGUUGGAAGCAAGAUCCCCACCCCACGAGGAGGCUUGAAUAAAAGCACUGGCAGAACGUAUGCAAAGCGAUGACGUGAAUCUCUUCUUUCCUCUACCUGGCUCUGAAAUUCUACUUGGCAAGUGAUGGCAACUCCUUCACCUCGUUCUUAACCAGUCAGCUCUCUCUCUAUUUAUGAUUUUUUUGGCUAUGAUUGGCUGGUCCUCUCUGCCCCAGGGAUUGCAUCCACCCAUGCUGCUGUUCACAUAUGGGAGGCUGUGCAUUGAAAACUCUGUGCCGUUCCAGGAGCGUCAUGCCUGCAGGGCCACUAUUGCCCAAUGCCAGCUGCUCCCCCUGGUUUUCAAGGUACCCAGUAACUUCCCAUCCUUCUUGCAGGCCAAAGCAGGGAAGUGGAAGCAGGCCUUUGUCUUUCUCAAGCCUCAGGUUCAUUUUCUCUUAAGCUGAAGGCCCGUUUGCAAAAACAGUGUUCUAUCUGGGCUGCCAUGUUUCGGUGGCGUUUAUCACAGUCUUCUUAUCCUAAUUCUAACAGUUUUCCCAUGACACUCUGAUUUGUAAUUGCGAUGCAUUCCCAAGGCAGAGACCUUCCCCUAGGGUGAUCUGCCAGGUGCUGCUGUUUGGUCUCCCUCCCCCUCUCCUCUCUUUAAUGGCACCUGUAAAUCGUCACCUGACACAGGUGCCCUGGUGGCAGGGCCAGCUUUCUUCCCUGUUUAAACUAGACAUGCCAGAUGCACGUGUGGAUCUAAACACCACAAGCUAGACAAUCAGGGCUGUUGCUCGUGGACUGCAUCUCCACACCCUCUCAUGUUUCCUUUCUCUUGUCUUGUCAUGCCAUUGGCCCCUCCCAGGAUCAGUCAGAGACAUAACAACUAAACAUUUUUGAAGUUUCAGUUAAGAUCAGCCUCUGAACUCAACACUGGAGCAUUCACGUGGUGCAGAUUUUGGCUGGGCUGUGUCAUUUCAGCUUUUGGGGAGGGGUGCUCGGGUUUGAAUCUUUGAGUACAAAAGUAGCAUGCGUAGCAUUUUCCUUUGCCUUAGGAUCGACAAAAAAAUGGGAUUUUUUUUAAUUGGGGAGGGGUUCAAACACUUAACCCCCCACCACCGCCACCUGUAGAGUGAACUGGCACAGUCCCACAAAAGCUACACCUGGAACCAUGUCUGCUCAUAGAGGAGCAAAUAAGCAUCCCAGCCCACAGAGCACAAGAGGCAAUCGAUUCCAGUCCACAGUUCACAAUAGACAACGAAUCAAUUUAUUCAGCACAUUGGCUUUUAGACACACGUCAGAGAAUCGAACAUUUAAAACGUGAUGCGCAAGAGACAAUCCUGUUGCCCCAACAAUAUAGUAGGGAAGCAGAGAAGGGAGCUGAGACUGUCUCAUGCACUUCUCACGGUUCUGUUUAAAAUGGAACCGGCCGGCGCUGCAGCAUUGACAAGGCCAGGUUUUUUUAAAAAGCAGACUUCUGGUUCCAAAGGGGAUAUCCCAGCCUCUCUAGGGCUUCCUCUCACGCCAGCGCAUGUCGCUCAGUGGUUUCAGCAUGGAUACUUUGGACUAUAAAAAAGCAUCUGUGCCAGCCACCUCAGUGCAGCUUGUUCGCCAUUAAGGAGCAUUUCAGCUGUCGUAGUAGUAGUGAAGUAGAAAAGCGGCUACCAAAUGUUUUAAAUUAAAUACAAAUAAAUAAAGGAGCAUGCAGAGCAUGUUCUGGUCUCCUCUCUGUUCACGCAGGGCAACGAUGCUGCUCAGUGGGCCACAGGAACUGAGCCCUAAAGCUCACCCCGUAGUCCUUGGUUAUACACAGAUGUUCCUUGGCAAACAAGUCUGUGUGGAAAGGGUCGCUUGAGUGCAGAAAUCUAAUGAAAUUGUGCAUUUAAUUACUGGGGAAACCUGAACCAGCAGAGGAUGCUAAUCACAUUGUGAAAAGGCAGUCGUCGUCGUCCUUCCGUCUUCCUUCCCCCACCUUUGAAAGGAUGAGCCAAUUGACAGCUUUGAUAAAAGCUCUUUUGUGGUUUGUUGUGUAGUUGUGGAGGAAAACCAAAGUGCUGCACCGGUGGAAAACUGGAAGGGACUGAAGGAGAGGCACUGAAGAGAGAUGUAAUAAAUAUUUCAAGUAAUGUUUUUUUAAAUAUUCACAUUGAGGAGUAAAAUAUCUAUUUACUAAAUUUAUUACUAAUUAUUACACCUCUCUUAAUAGCUCCGAUAACUUUUUGCUUAUUUCCCCUUUGUUUUCAGUCUUACAGGAUGUGUCAGAGCUGCAGUUGUAAUCAGUAGGCUUUUGAAUUACACAGAAUGCUUCAGCAUACCAAACAGAGUGCUGCUGGAGAGCACGACUGCUUAGUACAGUGUUUACCAUGCUUUCAGAAUAUAGACAGUAGGGUUUGGUGCUCCCCCCCCCUUGGAAUAAAAUGAGUGGCAAGUUCCCUGGCUCCCUUUUGCACAAUUGGGGUCAUGGUUGGGGCCUUGCUUUCUAGGCAGUGGUGAUGCUGCUGUCGUUCCCCUGGGGCUGUAGCGUAGACUGUGUCAGAGCAUCCCAGGGCACCCUUACCUUGGGGAUGAUCUUGCUGAGAAGGAAAUCCAUGCUCCGUUGAGCCUUCUCCACCCAAGGGACCAAUAGCUGGAUGCAUCUAAAAGAGAAGCUUAAUGUUCAAGGCUUUUCCACACAGGUUAUCUGCCCUAGGUCAGUGGUGUUGAGGAGUGGGAUUUUUCCCCUCUCCACUUCCCAACAGCAUCAUGGUACAUUUGUGCACCUCUCAGGUUUUUCUCCAAUCUUUCCUCAACCUGUUUUGCUGCAACAUUUUAGAAAAGAUCAAAGCAAAGCUGGGAUGGCUCCUGUGUGGGCCCGAAAGUCCAGAAUGGCCACCACAGGGACAGGGAAAAUGCAGGGAAUCAAGCCAUCUGGAAAGCCUGUUGCUGAUGCAUUGCAUCAGCAGAAAAACAUGCUGUGUAAAAAAAGCCCCUUUUAGCAGUUUGGUAAUAAUACGUUCCUCAACACAUGUUCGUCAUCAGGGACUAUUAAAGGCAAUUGUCGGAACCAUCCAAGAUUUGUUAGGCUUCCUAUCUUUAGUGUUACACAGUGUCAUAAAUAUUCUUGGGAAUGGUUUUUGCAGCCCAGUCCUAAACAUGGGUGCUACUACGAAACAGCCUUUUUCUUCCAGUAUUGAUGCCGUUUGAGCACUCAUUUGUUUUUGAGAAUCCAGACUAUGGGGUACUUCCACGUUAGUUUGAACAGAGAAUCCAAAUGACGUCCUUGGCAGCCUAGUGCCCUCCAGUGUUUCCCCCUAUUGUCGUCUCACCCUUUUAAAAUUUCUCCCUUUUCUGCUUCUCACGUGAUUAAUUCCUGUCCUCUCCACAGUUUUUAUGAAUUAUAAAUGUGGGAGAGGCAGAAAAAUUAAAUGCUGCUUUCCACGUUGCAGAGAAAGUCUACUUUUAUGAUGAUUUUUGUUAAAAAAGAAUAAAAUCAAACACUCAACAAUGAGAGCAGUUUUGCCUUCAGAAUGAACAGCGCUGUGUUUUCCGUCGCAAACCAUUGAUUCACAGCGGUCGUGGCUGACCACAGAGAGAAUGAGAAACAAUUAUUAAUAUCUGUAAAACAACCGUGAAUGAAAAUUGCUCAGAGAGGCUUGCUAAAUUGGGCUCAUCUCCAAGCAGAAAUAGUAGGAUAUUGUUGAUGGGGACAGACUUCUGUGGGGACUACAGCACUGUAUUAAGAGUCUUGUGAGAUCCCAGUUUCAUGGCCCCUCUCAUGAAACACUCCAAUGUUUCCCCAAACUGUUACUUUCCCUAGGUAGAUUUUUCCUAGAUCAUUUUCUGGUGUUUUUUUAAAGCUCUGAUUUCUAUCAAUUUCUAGUUCCUUCCGCAGUUGUACUAGAACCCUUUCAUGUGUGAACUGACAUAGUGUCUCACCUGGCUUGGAAUUGUGAUUUGAGUUUCUUGAUGGUACAUGAUAGAUACUUGCACUAUAUAUCACACUAUUAGCAUUCUUAUCAAGCUAGCUCCUUGUACACAGGUAGUAAGAAAACAAAUAUCUUUGUGGGUGUCACCAGGAAGCACCUGAGGUUUAUUUGGUAGUAAGUCCCUCCAAGUUUGAUGGGGCUGAAUCCCAAGUUAAGCAUAUGUAGGAUUGUGGCUUUAGGAUACUUACAUGUUUCCAUUUAGGGUGAGGAGCAGUUCUGCUGGGUUAAAAAUAAUAGUUCAUACCCAGCAGUCAACUUUAAUAAAGUCUUAUGGGUAGCUUGCCUUCAGCUUCACAGCUCUUUGGGGGAUAUUUGCGUCACCUUACCUCAUUAGAUCAAGGUAAAAGGUAACUGAUUUAGAAAUACAGCCCCAAGCAUAGCACCAAAGUAUCCCCAGGGACUGUAAGCCUCCCUAAUUACAUAACUUUUAAGGAGUAGGAGAAGUGUUGGGGCAUAACUCAUUUCACUACCACGAGCAGGGAGGUGGCCACAAGUCUAGGCAGAUGGAACCAUAGGUGAGAAAAGUCCGAGGAGGGGAGAGGUCUAAAUUGCCGUUUGCCAUAAUGGUCCAGUGGAACCUUCUUGUAUUUCAGAAUACCGAACACUGGAUACCCCUGACAGAGGGUGACCAAAACUCAGGGGCUUGUCAGAGGCACCUGGCUGGUUGUUGUUGGGAAGAUGGAUGCUAGGCUGGAUGGACCUUUGCAUUGGUCCUGCAGGGGUUUUCUCUUUAUUGUUGGUGUUGGGCUGCCUCAUUUUCUCUCCUAGGUUUGGGCUACAUGCUUAGCAAGCCAGAAGACAGUUUGGUGCCCUCAGAGCCCUUGUUAUUGAUGGUGGGGGGCUGCAUGUGCCACUUGAGUUGUAUAUCCCUGCACAUAUCUGUGCCCGAACAUGUACACAUUAUCUCAAGGUACUCACUAAAGUAUAUGUUUCCAUUCCACAGGACGUAACUGUGUGGGGCAGAGCAGUCUUACCUCUUUCACCCCCCAGUCAGGGAAGCAAGGAGAAGCUGCCUCCAUUCUCUCCCCAGCCCAACAUCACUUGUAGCAGCUGCUUUGGAAAACAUCCAACAUCUGCUGCGUUUUGGUCAGAGGGAGAAGGCAGUGUAGCAGCUCCAUUGCCUACUGGCUGGUGGGUGUUCUCUCUCUCACUCUCGCACACGCACACCCUCCAAUACUUUCUUUACAAGACGUUUUCUUUGCCUAUUCUUGUACCUGUAUCUCUUAAAAUCCUCAGUCCUGUCCCAUGAAAGCAUGGCCAUCUCCAAAUGGGCAGGUGCUGUGGGGAGAGGGUAUCAUUGCAAGAGGCAGAUGGCUCACAGAAGGUGAUUCCCCUGCUCCCCGUUCCUGAGAGAGCACUCCGCUUUGCUGGUUUAACUCCAUGUUGCAUCAGGAAAUGUAUGAUAGGAAUGGGGGCAGAGGGGGCAUUUUCAGGGGAGAAGUGGCAGGGAGGUCUUAAGCCAUCCCCUGCCCACCUAUUUCCCCCUCUUCCAGCCAUCUCCACCGCUACCACCACCUCUAUUUUGACCACAACCAGGCAAUGGGGAAAGGUGGGAGGUAGUGCCAGGCGAUACAAGGGGGCAACACUUCCCAUCUGCUAUUUUGUCCCUUAAAAUGCCUCACUCUUCAUACGCAUUCAGGAAAUUAGGGUUGGGAACCUGUCUUUGGUGACAUUUCCCACCCGUGGCAAUCUUGGCUAAAUUUAUUGGCCCAUCUCUAAGAGAUGGCAGUGUGUUUGCAGUAACAAGUUUGCUGUGUAGAAAGGCCUCCUGAGGUGUACGCGGCACAUGCUUGUGCCAGGUAGCGAGGUUUCUCCAUUUUGCCUGGCACUUUCUACCCACCUGUGGCUCCAUUGUCAUCUUCAGCUGGGACGACAGCUGGUGCAGGUGCAACACAGCCCUUGUGUGGUUUGAACAAAAUGUACAAAGGGACAAUUUGCUGGAUAGCAGCAGUGCUGAUUCCAGAGUUCAGCAAAUGCCUCUUUUGUUACCUUAGAUCAUGUUUGUACUGCUUUUCUCUGAUAAUAAAAGUCUAUAUUUCAACUAGA